UUCCAAUGAACGUCAAAGCUCACAUUAAUCACAAAGCUAAGAUUCACAACCUAUAGGCCCCCUCUCUCUCUCUCCGCACCAAUAUAAAUUUCUGCCUAUAACCCAACAAACCCACCAACAUUCUCACACAUUCACACUCUUAAAAAAAAAAUGCACAAAAAACUCAGCCCCAUGACUCUUCUCCAUCUCAUUAUCUUUUUCUCUUCUUUCACUGUUGGAUUCUCUUCAUCUGGUGAAAACCCAUUCACACCGAAAUCCUAUCUGAUUCGGUACUGGAACAAAGAGGUCCGAAACACCAAGUCCGACCCGAGUUUUUUGUUAUCCAAGGCGUCCCCAUUGAGCACGGUUGACUCAGCGAGUUUCUCCAAACUCGCCUCCCAGAACUCGCUCUCGACUCACCUCCCUGCCUUCUGCUCCUCCGCGAACCUCCUCUGCUUCCCCGAUUUAGCGCCGAGUCUCGAGAAGCACGACAAAGACUCGAACUUUGCCGGGUACGCGGACCGGAACUUCUCCAACUACGGCACCGAUCGGCUCGGCGGAGCCGACUCGUUCAAGGCCUACUCCAGUGACCGGAACAUGCCGGUGGACUCGUUCCGCCGAUACAGCCGGGACUCCUCGCGUCACAAGGACCAAUUCAACAACUACGCAUCGAACGGAAACGUGGUGGACCAGGGUUUCAAUGGCUACGCCACUGGCUCCACUGGCGGCUCCGGCGAGUUCACGAAGUACGCUGACUCAGUCAAUGUCCCCCACCUAGCUUUCACAUCCUACUCGGACGAUUCCAACGGCCGGUCCCACUCGUUCACCUCUUAUAGCGAGAACGCCAACGCCGGCGACCAGAAAUUCGCUAGCUACGGCAAAAACGCCAAUGGAGCCCCGAACGACUUCAAAGGCUACGGGGCCAGCGCCAAUGUCGUCGGGUCGGGUUUCUCGGGUUACGGCCAGUCCGGCAAUGCCGUUAACGACACGUUCACAAAUUACGGUAACGAAGGAAACAAUCCACAGAACAAUUUCAAAAGCUACGGCGACGGAGGCAACGGCGCCAUUGAAACCUUCAAGAAUUACAGAGACAAAUCCAAUGUGGGUGACGACUCGUUCCAGAGUUACUCGAAGAACUCAAACUCGGCGGAGGUCAAUUUCGUAAAUUACGGCAAGUCCUUCAACGAAGGCACUGACAAGUUCAGCGGUUACGGUCAAGGCAGCGAAGGCCACGCCGUUGGAUUCAAGAUCUACGGCGUGAACAACACCUUCAAAGAUUACUCGAAGAAAGGAGUCACAUUUGCUACAUACAACAAUGCGAGCGUGAAAACUGAGCAGAAAAGCGAAGCAAUGGCGCUCAGUGGCAGUUUGGUAAAAAGGUUCGUCGAGCCGGGCAAAUUCUUUCGCGAGUCGAUGUUGAAGAAAGGGACAGUGAUGCCAAUGCCCAACAUUAAGGAUAAAAUGCCCAAAAGGUCGUUUUUGCCCCGGUCGAUUUUGUCGAAAUUACCGUUCUCGUCCUCGAAGAUCUCCGAGAUGAAGCAGAUUUUUCACGCCGAUGAUAACUCGACCAUGGAGGCCAUGAUUGUGGACUCGCUCAGCGACUGCGAGAGGGCUCCGAGCCCGGGCGAGACCAAGCGGUGCGUGGGUUCGGCCGAGGACAUGAUUGACUUUGCGGUUUCGGUUUUGGGUCGAAACGUCGCCGUUCGAACGACUGAGAAUGUGAGAGGGUCAAACCAGAAUGUGAAGCUCGGAUCGGUCAACGGAAUCAACGGUGGGAAAGUCACGCAAUCGGUCUCAUGUCACCAGAGCCUGUUCCCGUACCUACUGUAUUACUGCCACUCGGUUCCGAAGGUUCGGGUCUACGAAGCGGACAUACUGGAUCAGAAUUCGAAAGCCAAGAUUAACCAUGGUGUUGCCAUCUGUCACUUGGACACAUCAGCUUGGAGCCCGAGUCACGGAUCUUUCUUGGCUCUUGGAUCGGGUCCGGGUCGGAUCGAGGUUUGUCACUGGAUUUUUGAGAAUGAUCUGACGUGGACAAUUGCUGACUAAGCAAUUCUGUGGGUAUGGGUUACUGGGUAUGGUUCGAACCGGUGGGUAAGAAAGCUUAACUGCCGGGGCUAAGAAUCCAAGUUUGAUUUAUUUUUAAGUUAAUACUAUCUGGUAAGGAAUUUUUAGCUUUUGAUAGGAAAAGUAAGGUAUUAUUAUGGGUUUUUACUUUACAUCUGGAAGAAGAUGUUUAUUAUUACUAUAUAAUUUGAGUUUUUGAUCAA
Messenger RNA from Quercus lobata, 2249 nucleotides. Its product is annotated as polygalacturonase 1 beta-like protein 3. The transcript has 2 exons. NCBI's taxonomy places the organism in Eukaryota, Viridiplantae, Streptophyta, Magnoliopsida, Fagales, Fagaceae. The coding region runs from base 151 to 2028 and encodes 625 amino acids. The record is from RefSeq and is a predicted model, not a curated record.